This is a messenger RNA of Hibiscus syriacus, 1238 nucleotides long. RefSeq lists its product as uncharacterized. NCBI's taxonomy places the organism in Eukaryota, Viridiplantae, Streptophyta, Magnoliopsida, Malvales, Malvaceae. The transcript has 6 exons. The record is from RefSeq and is a predicted model, not a curated record. The coding region runs from base 266 to 1078 and encodes 270 amino acids.
AAGAAGAAAAGAAGCCAUGGCGGUCCGGUUAUGUAUUUGAUUCAACCGCGUUCGCUCGCGCGGCUUUUAGCUGCUAAUGGCGCCAUCGAGUGAAGAGUCCGCUUCUUACUAACGCCAACUUGAAAUCACGCGAGUGAAGAGUCCGCUUCUUACUAACGCCAACUUGAAAUCACGCGAUUUCUCCAACGGAGCUUCACCUUUUAUUUAAAACUCCGCCUCUUCUCUUAUCUUCACUACAUCAAAAGUUCAAAACAAUCCGUCCAAGAUGAGCAGCGAUGGCAGUUUUUGGCAGCAGUUCUUCACUUGCCUUUCCAGUAACGAUUGCGAUUCUCAUACGGGACUUACAAGAGCCCUUCAAUUGCUUGAGAAUGAGAAAUUCGAAGCAACGAAUGCCGUGAACGGGUCACCAUCGUUUCACGAUGAUAACCUGGUGAACUCGUCGAGUCCGAUCUUGAGUGGAAGCCGAGAAUUAGUUUCUGCUAACUCAGCGGAAGCUAAAGGAAAAGGCACGAUGAAACGGUGCAGGCGCCGGGGACCCGGGGAAUCAUCAUCUUCUAGGAAACGGUCAAAACCGACAAGGGAAGCAAAGAAUUUCGAAGAGCUUAUAGACGGGAAAUCUGUGGCGGAGAGCGAGAAAAUUUUAACAGAUCGACUCGCCAGAAAGAUAAUCAAUGACAAGAUUGCAGACAUGGAAAGUAUCUUAUUCAUAGUUAAGCUGAUGAUGGACUCAAAUUCGUGCCAUCUCUUACCACAAGUUCUCGGAUCACUCAAGCAAAUCAAAACAGAAUGGCCAAUGCGAUCUGAUAUCCCAGUUCGAUCUGAUAUCCAAGUCAUCGAGCAAAAUAUAAAAAAAAUCGAGGAUGAGUCCAAGAAAUGCGGUUUAACAAAAGCUGAAGCGAAGCUGGAGUUGGUCAAAGUGGAAGUGGAGAUGAAAAAGUUAGAUAAAAAACGAGAAGAGGACUUGAAAGAAGUGGAGAAUCCAGUCCAGAAGCUUGAGGCAAUGUUCCUUAAUAACAUGGAUUUCAGCGUGGAGACUUUAAGAACAACACUUGCUGCAUUGAUUCCAUGGAUGAUGUGAAAGAAACUACUACAACUAAUGAUCCUGUAAUACGUGGCUGAUCUCGUUGUGAAUCAAAGGGUGUUCUGAAAAUCACCAUAUGAGCUUCAAUUUGGCUGAACUCGUACUUUUCUCUAUCUAAAUUGUAUGGUUUUCGUAUUUGAACUCGUUAAUGCUUGUU